Lolium perenne is the source of this 2262-nucleotide messenger RNA. RefSeq lists its product as uncharacterized. The record is from RefSeq and is a predicted model, not a curated record. Lineage: Eukaryota; Viridiplantae; Streptophyta; Magnoliopsida; Poales; Poaceae.
CGGAGGUAGCGCCCAGUUCCCUCCGGUGUGGCGAAAACGGGGAAAGAGGAGCAGGAAAUCAAAGGCGUCCCCCGAUUCCCUGCAAGGUCCAACGGCGGCGCCCUCCUCAUCUAUCGGAUCGACCGCUGGCCUCGCCAGCGACCUUCUCCUCCGCGCCCCAGCCCGCUCGAACGCCGCUGCCCUCCUCGCCGACGGGAUCAGAGCCGUCGGGCUCACCUCCAGCGUCUUCCUGUUCUCUCCGACGAGUGCUGCUCCGUCCGCACCCACGAGAACGCCUGCACCUGCUAGAACGCCACCGCCUGCACUCGCGCGAACGCCUCUGCCCGCUCCCGGGAUUACGCCGCCGCCCGCACCCGCGCGAACUCCGCCGCCCUCCGCAAGUGAAAUCAUGCCCGCAACUCCAGAGUAUGAGAAAAACAGGUUGGCAAGGAUUGCGAGGCGCAAGGCUGAGGAGGCAGGGCCUCUUGCAAACAUACGGAACAUAGCUAGUCAACUGCUAUAUGGCCAGAAUACAAAAGACAAACAGAGGCACAAAGGUGAUGACGGUGGUAGUGGCUCCGAAUAUGAGCCAAAUGAUGAUGAGGAGGCUGAUGAUGGCGAUGAGGUUUCUGGAGAAGAAGAGGAGCAUGAGCCAACUGUACAUAUGUCAAAGGAAAAGGAAAAUCAACCUUCGACAAAGCCACAAGGAAGAAAGCGUGCCCGGUCCAAAACCACAGUACCUACUACCACAAGAACAACAAGAGCAUCGGCAUCUAGACUUAACCAGACUGACCAUACCUCACCUAAUGACGACACAUCAGCUCACCGAACUUCGAAAGAUAGUAACUCACCCCAGGCCGAUACAGAGAUGCAACAUUCUCAAGACAUGACAAACUCCUUGCGCCAAAUUGAUAACAGUGAUACACUACGGGGCCAAGAUGCUUUAGUAUGCUCUAAUGGUCCAACUAAUCCAAAAACCUCAAUGAGAGUCAAACGUAGACCAACCAUGGGGCAGGGUUUAGAUGAUUAUGCAAAAAGAAACGGAGGGAUGAAGAUGAAGAUUGAUUUCUCAGCUGGCAGAGUGAGGCCUCUUGACCCUGUCCAAGCAGCCAAGCUUGCUUCUCAAUGUGGUGUACACGUCCGCAGCAACAUCAUGCAUGUUGCUACACAUUGGAAUGAUUAUAGCAAAGAAGACCUAGCCCAUCAUAUUCCUAAAGCUAUUGGUCAUGUUGCGAAAAACUUUGAAAUGGAUCCAAAAGAUGAGGUGUCCAAAGGUGUAUGCACAAAGAUACUCCAGAAGGGUGUUCGGCAACAGCGAUAUAUCUUGAAGAGGGAUUAUUUUAAUGGUCGUACCCGUGAAGAAGCGCUAUCUCGUAAGCCACCCAAAGUUAGUCAACAUAAUUGGGAAACUCUUGUGAAUAAAUGGUCAGAUGAAAGAAACAAGAAAAUUUGUGCCAAGAAUAAGGAGAACCGAGAAGGUGUUAAGCAUCACCAAACUACAGGCUCUAGGUCUUAUCCUUCUCAUUUCCACCAACUUAAAAAAGACAAGUACAACAAUGAGGAUCCUAGUCCCAUUGAGUUUUUCAAAGAGACCCAUACCAAUAGAAAGACGGGAUGCAUGAGCACAGCUGCGCUUGAAGCUUAUACUGAUAUGGAAAACAAAAGGAGUGAAGCGCUUGAGCACCCGGUGUCUGGUACACAUAUUGUGGCUGAAGUUCUGAAGGAGCAUAGCUCCUCAAGCACCUUCCUUUCUACCAUGGGGUACCAAUCAAGAUCUGGGAGGUCUAGGACAUCAGCUUCUGAAGAACGCGUCCGAGAGUUAGAAGAGAAAGUUGAACAACAGAAGAUAGAAGCAAUAGAGGCAAAUGCGAUGUACCAACAACAGUUAAACGAGAGAGGUAAAACGCAAGAAGCUGCACUUGGAGAGAUGCAAAGGAAGCAACAAGAAGAAUUGGUGGCUAUGAAGAAGAUCCAAGAAGAGAAAAAUAAAGCAUAUGAAAAGAAGCAAGCGGAGCAAGACAGCCUUAUUAGCUUCCUCUUACGGAAACAUGCAACUCAAAACUAGACACCAUACGUGAUGGUGCAUGAAAGCCAUGAUCAGAUGGUGGUGCUAUUCUAGCAUUAACUUAGUUUAUUUGUCUUUACUCAUGUCAAAAUUAUAGUGCAACUUAUUUAUUUCUGUGAGAUGAUAUGUGGUUGUCAGUUUGAUAUGUACUAUGAUUUCCGUGGCAAAUAAGUGUAUGUUGUCAUAUGUAUUCAACAUGAAUUUUGGUUCAGAGUCUA